UCAGCUGUGAGCGUGGAAAGCGAAUUGUCAAAACGUGAUUUGCGUUUAUCUUCUACACUUUCAAUCGGAAUUGGAGUUCAAAAUUAAAAAUUUAUUUCAAGGAAUUUUGUUUUUAACGUACACAAAUUUGUUUCGCACAUUAAUUUCAAGAAUAGUUAUUUUGGAAGAGAUAACGAAAAAACGAAGAAAAUUUACCGCCGUAAUUUUCAAAAUUAGGCAUGGCACACGCCACACCGCAGGGACCCCAAUUGCUUCACGGCUUCAAACGUUUAACCCGUUUCGAUAAAGGGCUUGGUGCACAGCUGCCUGAAGCCUAUAAGAAAUUCUGGCGCGAAUGGAAGUUAACGACACCUGCUGCAGUCCAUUAUGUGCCAAAAACUGAAGGAUUUGAACGUGAUGAAUUAACAGGUGUAGUGAGACCUGUGCAAGAUAUACCUAUACCAUUAAUUGAUCCCCCCGAAGCAAAUGAUGGCAUCUGGGGAGGAGAAGCUGUCAUCAAGGGUUUCCAAAAGCGCCAUCCGCAAAAAAGGCGUGUACCACAUUUUUGGAUACCAACGCUAAGGCGCUCGGUGGUGCACAGUCAAGUGUUGAACGAGUAUAUUUCAAUGGUGGUAACUGAUCGUACCAUUGAUCAAAUACACGAUUGUCGCGGUUUUGAUCACUAUCUACUAAAGAAUCUUGCGUGU
Molecule: messenger RNA, 686 nt
Organism: Rhagoletis zephyria (snowberry fruit fly)
Lineage: Eukaryota; Metazoa; Arthropoda; Insecta; Diptera; Tephritidae
Product: 39S ribosomal protein L28, mitochondrial-like
Cellular component (GO): mitochondrial large ribosomal subunit
Molecular function (GO): structural constituent of ribosome
Source: RefSeq, a predicted model, not a curated record